Messenger RNA from Laccaria bicolor S238N-H82, 546 nucleotides. RefSeq lists its product as uncharacterized. The record is from RefSeq and is a predicted model, not a curated record. The transcript is spliced from 3 exons. Bases 1 to 546 code for a protein of 181 amino acids. Lineage: Eukaryota; Fungi; Basidiomycota; Agaricomycetes; Agaricales; Hydnangiaceae.
AUGUUCUUGGACAUAUUCAACGUCGGUGUCCUAGCAACAACAUCCACAACCCUAAUCUCUGUCCUAACAUUCAACUACCUCCUCCCCCUCCUUCUCCCCACCUCCUCCUCAUCUUCUUUCUUUUCCUGCCUCCAAACACUAUCAACAAAAACCCUCCACAUCCAAGCAUAUUCCCUCUUCUUCUGCUGCAUCAUCCUGUUGGCAGCUAUGAUCCCAUUCAUGCUGUUCUUCGCUAUGCGCGAGGCGGUGGUUCGCGCAUUUGUGGGGAUGCUUGAGUUGCCUAAGGAGGUGGUUCAGAAGGUGUCGGCGGCUAGUGGAAGUAUGCCUGUGUAUAGUAAGAUUGACUAUAUCAGAUUGGUAGCCAUCUUCCCAUGGUUCUCACUCUUCUUCACCUUUAUCGCGGCGGUUGUUUUGCUUAAAGCGGACAAAGUGGCGCGUGUUGCUGCUGUUUUGAAUGAUAAUUUGGAGACGAGUGAUAAGAAGGCAAAGUCGGAGGCGAGUGAUGAGAAGGAGACGGAGUCGCGUCUUGAGAAAGUCGAUGUUUGA